ACCUGUUCUAACACCAUGCCUUACAACUGCUGCCUGCCCAACAUUAGCUGCCGUACCAGCUGCUCCUCCAGGCCCUGCCUGCCUCCCAGCUGCCAUGGCUGCACCCUCCCAGGGGCCUGCAACAUCCCUGCCAAUGUGGGCACCUGUGGAUGGUUCUGUGAAGGCUCCUUCAAUGGCAAUGAGAAGGAGACCAUGCAGUUCCUGAACGACCGCCUGGCCAACUACCUGGAGAAGGUGCGGCAGCUGGAGAGGGAAAAUGCUGAGCUGGAGUGUAGGAUCCGGGAGUGGUGCCAAGAGCAGGUCCCCUACGUGUGUCCAGACUACCAGUCCUACUUCAGGACCAUUGAGGAGCUCCAGCAGAAGAUCCUGUGUACCAAGGCAGAGAAUGCCAGGCUAGUGGUACAGAUUGACAAUGCCAAGCUGGCUGCUGAUGACUUCAGGACCAAGUAUGAAACCGAGCUGUCUCUGCGCCAGUUAGUAGAAUCUGACAUCAAUAGUUUACGUAAGAUCCUAGAUGAACUGACCUUGUGCAAGGCUGACCUAGAGGCCCAGGUGGAGUCUCUGAAGGAAGAGCUAAUCUGUCUCAAGAGGAAUCAUGAGGAGGAAGUCAACACCCUGCGCUGCCAGAUUGGAGAUAGGCUCAAUGUGGAGGUGGAUGCUGCCCCCACUGUGGACCUCAAUAGGGUGCUGAAUGAGACCAGGUGUCAGUAUGAGACCCUGGUGGAGAACAACCGCAGGGAUGUGGAGGAAUGGUUCACCACUCAGACAGAGGAGCUGAACAAGCAGGUGGUGUCCAGCUCAGAACAGUUACAGAACUGCCAGGCAGAGAUCAUCGAGCUGAGACGCACCGUCAAUGCUCUGGAGAUUGAGCUGCAGGCCCAACACAACCUGAGAGAUUCCCUGGAAAAUACCCUGACAGAGACUGAGGCACGUUACAGUUCCCAGUUGUCCCAGGUACAAUGUAUGAUCACCAAUGUUGAAGACCAGCUGGCUGAGAUCCGAGGUGACCUAGAGAGGCAAAACCAGGAAUACCAAGUGCUUCUGGAUGUUCGGGCCCGGCUAGAGUGUGAAAUCUCCACAUAUCGGGGUUUGUUGGAGAGUGAAGAUUGCAAGCUUCCCUGCAAUCCCUGUGCUACAACCAACGCUUGCGGCAAACCCAUUGGCCCCUGCCCAAUCAGCAAUCCUUGUGUCCCAUGUGCCCCUUGUGUCCCCUGCACACCCUGUGUCCCUCGUUCACGCUGUGGCCCCUGCAACUUUGUGCGCUAA
Molecule: messenger RNA, 1266 nt
Organism: Gracilinanus agilis (Agile Gracile Mouse Opossum)
Lineage: Eukaryota; Metazoa; Chordata; Mammalia; Didelphimorphia; Didelphidae
Product: keratin, type I cuticular Ha1
Exons: 8
Coding region: 16-1266 (416 amino acids)
Molecular function (GO): structural molecule activity
Source: RefSeq, a predicted model, not a curated record